AUGUAUCGCAUCUAUUCAUUUAAUUUCAUUAUUGGAGUGCUGCUAAUACAUCCAGAAUUUGCAACAUCACACUGCUCUCAGAAAACUAACGAGGCUGUUCAAAAGUGCGUACAACCGAUUACUCAGUAUGCUAAGGUUCUUAAUCAAGAGGAUGAACAAAAUGCUUCAAAUGCUGUAAAGAACAGCUUUGAUCAAGCGAUUGCAUUACCAAAAAUUGGGCGAUACGUAUUUCGUGAACUUUGCAGGUUAGUUCGAAAUUUCAAUGAAUGCGUUUACAAGUUUCGCCAACAAUGUCCAGAACAUAUUACAGUAAGCCUCAUUGAUGCUUCAUACGGUUUCUUAUGUAACGAAGGAUAUGAAACAUUUAUGGGAAGUGCUGAAUGCUUAGUUGAAUUAGAUCGACAGCCAACAGUAAAAAAAUGCCAUGAAAUUACUUUAAAACAUAUUGAAGCAGCUAAUGAUCAACUUAACACAGCUACACUAACUCGUUUUGGUAAAAUGUGCCAAGCUCUCAAUUAUUUUGCCAGUUGUGUUGAACAACCGAUAGCAUAUGGUUGUGGUGCUGAAGCUUGGACAAUGAUAUUUCGAAUCCUCAGGGAUACAACUAACACUCUUUUGCCAAAAUGUCUAUUUACAGGACAUUCCAUUUUAACGGAGAAUUUUCCGCCUUCUCAAUCAGAAGGAGCAUCAAAUGAUAAGGCAGAAAUUAUUUGGUCCAACGAUGGUGUGACAACGGGUUCAAUAUCUGAGAUGAAUAAUGAUAACAGCGGAAAGUAUACCGAAGAAUUAUCAUCCAAGUAUAUUGCUGAUUCAAGAAGUACAUCAAAUAACCAGGAUGAAAGAUCAAGAAGUGAAAUUAGUGGACAUGUUUUUAUUGAUAAGGAUACUGAUAUUAGUUAUUAUGAUAAUGGAAGUGAUAAUCUUGAAGAAGUUGCUAACAGUAAUAAUUUUUUGGCAGUUAGCUCAUCCAAUCCUUCCCAUCUUAUCACUCUUGUGCUUGCACAAUUUGCAUCGCUUGGUUGGCUUAUUUUCAUAUUUUGCUAA
Cercopithifilaria johnstoni is the source of this 1044-nucleotide messenger RNA. The record is from the annotation of a GenBank genome assembly. Lineage: Eukaryota; Metazoa; Nematoda; Chromadorea; Rhabditida; Onchocercidae.